AUGAAGUCAAUCAUCUUCGCUACCCUGACGAGUCUGGCCCUGGCGGCUAGACCCUUCCUCAACGAAGCUGAUACUGGCAUCGAUGAAGCUUUGGCAGACGUACCUCAGGGUACUCUUCCUCCUCUUGAAGAUAUAGUUGGACUUCCAGACUUUGAAUGGGCUGCUCGUCACUACAUGAACACCAGCGCAUACACAUACUACCGCAAUGGUGCCGCUGGUGAAUGGGCAUACAGGAACAAUCUGGAGGCUUUCCAGCGUUACACCGCCAAACCCCGUGUGCUGAGAGAUAACUCUAAGAUUGAGUCGACAUUCACCACCUCCAUCCUCGGUCACAACUUCUCUGCGCCUUUCUACAUCAGUCCAUGUGCACGUGGCGCCCUCGCCAAUGAAAGAGCGGAGCUCGGACUCGUAGAAGGUGCCUACCAAGGAGACAUCUUGUACAUUCCUUCUGACUUCAGCUCUCUACCUCUGAAGGAGCUUGCCGCUGCAAGACCUUCCAACGGUUCACAAGUCAUGUGGCAGCAGGUUUACCUCGACGCUUCGAACGAUACUGCUACUAAGGCACACUUCAAGGAGAUUGAGCAGUCCGGUGCCCGCGCGAUUGUCUUUACCGUUGAUAGUGCCGGUCCCGGUGUGCGUCACCGUGCUCAGCGCUAUGCUGCUGGCUCAGCCGAUGCAGACUACUCGGCAUUUACAUGGCAGUACUACCAAAAGCUCCAGAACUUCACCACGCUCCCUGUCGUCAUCAAGGGCAUUCAGACUGUCGAGGAUGCCAAGAUGGCAGUCAAGUACAAGGCCCCUGCAAUCGUUCUGUCCAACCACGGUGGUCGCAACUUUGACUCCAGCCCUUCUGGCUUCGAGGUUGCUCUUGAGAUUCACCAAGAGGCACCCGAGAUCUUCAAGCAGAUUGAAGUGUAUGCCGACGGUGGUGUAAGAUAUGGAAGUGAUGUGUUGAAGAUGCUUGCACUGGGUGUCCGUGCUGUUGGACUUGGCAGACCUUUCAUGUACGCCAACGCCUACUCGACCGAGGGUGUUGCUAAAGCAGUUGAGCUGUUGAAGGCCGAGAUUGCCAGCGAUGCUGCGCACUUGGGACUGAGCUCUCUCAAGGACAUUGGACCGCAAUACUUCAAGUGGACGCCGAACAACUGGUACAGCUAG
This is a messenger RNA of Aureobasidium subglaciale EXF-2481, 1158 nucleotides long. RefSeq lists its product as uncharacterized. NCBI's taxonomy places the organism in Eukaryota, Fungi, Ascomycota, Dothideomycetes, Dothideales, Saccotheciaceae. The coding region runs from base 1 to 1158 and encodes 385 amino acids. Gene Ontology annotation, molecular function: oxidoreductase activity; FMN binding. The record is from RefSeq and is a predicted model, not a curated record. The transcript has 2 exons.